This is a messenger RNA of Leucoraja erinaceus (little skate), 6922 nucleotides long. RefSeq names its product SH3GL interacting endocytic adaptor 1a (gene sgip1a). Gene Ontology annotation, biological process: clathrin-dependent endocytosis; synaptic vesicle endocytosis; clathrin coat assembly. The transcript has 24 exons. Lineage: Eukaryota; Metazoa; Chordata; Chondrichthyes; Rajiformes; Rajidae. Bases 1648 to 4098 code for a protein of 816 amino acids. The record is from RefSeq and is a predicted model, not a curated record. Gene Ontology annotation, cellular component: clathrin-coated vesicle; plasma membrane; clathrin-coated pit.
CGCUGACUAACCAAAGUUGUAGGCACUCUCCACCACUGCUCCACACUCUGUGCUGCUGCAAGCCGUGUCCUGUCCAUGCCCUCGUGUUUUGGAGCAGUGCCCGAUCUAGUCGAGCCCCAGGCUGCUGUAGGGCCUCCAGCCAUCGUCUCGGUGUAGAUCCUCACAUCGUCCAGUAAACCAUCAUCUCUCUCCUCGCCUGGCCACCGUUCAACCUUUCCAUCACAGCUAACUAUCAUCUGUUAUUUUUUGUAAUUAUACAUGGUUUAAUGUUACACACAUUUCAAAAACCAAAUGAAAUCUGGGUUAGCAGGUAUAAUUUUCACCUACUGUGGAUGUGAUCAGAAUUUAUAACCACAGGCCCGGAUGAUCAUUCUCACAGUAGAAGAAAAAUUCCUAUUACUCAAUUGUUUGCAAUUACCUUUCCUUGGUUAAGUGAUUGCUCGGAUAAUUCUCCUUCCCUAAUAUUAUGUUGGCUGUACAGCAAAACAAGAGGAAUUUGUUCCAUUACCACAUGAUGUUAAUGAAGAUCCAAAUCCUAAUGAAAUAUUUUACUGAGGAGGACAGGUAAAGGGAAACUCGACUGCCAACAGCACCCGCCUUGUUAUCAUUUUUACUGAUCUAUUUUUUUUAAUUGAAUAUAUAAUUUUUUAAACUAUUUUUCCACACGUAUAGGUUUGCCUCACCUGCCAACGCAUAAACUUAAAAAUCUGCAGGUUUUCAGAUAAGUUCACAAUCAAUUCACACACAGAUUUGAACAGGUUUAGCAUUGUCAUGAUUUCAAAAUGGUUAGGCAGAAAUGUAAAGGAUAUGGUUACAUUGACAUGGAAAAAUGGAAGAUGAAAUGCUCUGAAAAAAAAUCUGUCUGUGUUAUUCAGUAGGAGACAUCUGUGUCCGUCAGCUGCCAAUAUUCUCUCUUUAUGCAUACACGAUAAUUUAUUCAGUUUCCCACUGUGUUCUGCCGUUAUAGGUAAAAGCUGUUUAGUCACACAGAUUCCGAACACAGAUUCUUGUGCUUACGCUGAUUAUUUUUCCUUUUGAUAUCGGGUUCCUUCAUGACAUACUGUUUCCAAGUUUCUCGCUACGCAGGCUGGGAGGAUUUUAUUUCUCUCCAUAAUCCUUCUGGGGAUAAUUGUUUAUGACGUGACGUCAACAGGAUUGAUUCCUCUUCAAUGGCAUAGAGAGCAUGCAAGGGAGAGAGAGAGAGAGAGAGGAUAGAGAGUGAGAGAGAGAGAGAGAGCGAGAGAGCAGAGAGAGAGAGAGAGAGAGAGGAUAGAGAUAGAGAGCGAGAGCAGGAGAGAGAGUGAGAGACAGAGAGAGAGAGAGAGAGAGAGAGAGAGAGAGAGAGAAACAAGCAGCAAUGUGCACCAGCUUUCUGACAAAAGGACGCAAGGAUUAACUGGCUGAAUAACACAAGAAAUGUGCUGUAACCUAGUUGUUGACAUGUAGCCUUGGGAGCGAUAUGAAUGAUUAAGUGAAAAAAGCUUUUUACUUAAAUUUUUUGGAUGCUUGGCCGUUGCCAGCUAGCAGCAAAGGAUUCUUUGUUAAUCUUACAGUAUUAAUUUUAACUGCCUGGCUACCAAGUAGGAUUAUAAAACGGCAAAGUGCGUCACAGGAUCUUUCGAGAUUGAGGAAUGCAAUUCUGCCACCAUGAUGGAAGGAUUGAAAAAACGUACAAGGAAAGCUUUUGGUAUACGGAAGAAAGAAAAAGACACUGAUUCAACUGGUUCACCAGACAGAGAUGGAAAUAAGAAAACCAACGGUGCUCCAAAUGGAUUCUAUACAGAAAUUGACUGGGAGCGAUAUAAUUCCCCAGAGGUUGACGAUGAAGGCUACAGUAUCAGGCCAGAUGAUAAAUCAGGUUCUACCAAAGGGAAACACUUUUACUCAUCAAGUGAGUCUGAGUCGGAUGAAGACACACGCCGAAAAUUUAACAUAAAAAUUCGUCCGCUCCAGGCUAAAGAUGCUGUGACAUUGAUGGCAGCUUCAGUGGAUGAGCUAAAGGUCUCUGUCUGCAACAUUUCUCUAUCUCCUUCACCAUUGAGGCGCAGCCCAGCAAUUAUCAAAAGGAACUUAUCAUGUGAAGAAAUAGCUCGUCCGAGACGGUCAACGCCUACAACAGAAGUUGUCAGUAAUACGAAGGGACUAGAGGAUGCAGCGUCUCUGAUACCUCUCUUUGGCCCACCACUGGAGUCCGCAUUUGAAGGCAUGAAAUCAGAAGUUGCAAUUGAUCAGCCUGAGAUCUGGGGGCCAUUUCAAGCCACUGAGUCCAAGAGACAAUCACCUUUGCCAUCACGAUCCUUUCCUACAGGAGUACCUCCUCCUUUGCCUCCGAAAAAUGUUCCAGCCACACCGCCUCGCACAGGAUCCCCCUCAGCAGAGGGUUCAGACCACGUUAGUCUGAAAGGCACCAAGUCAGACCUUGAUGCAUCAACGCAGCAACCUUUACCGAACACAUCUCAUGGGACUAUAGGGAAUGACCGGGGUGAAGCAGAUCCCCAGCCUGACAAACUGUUGUCUAUCAGUGACCUGGAUGAUAUUUUUGGCCCAGUUGUGUUUCCCAGAUCCGGGGUCGACCUGUCGAAGAACAAGUGGAUCAAUUUUUCUGAUCGACCUCCCAGAGACGAUGUUUCACCUACAGUUCCAAGCGAAAAGAGGCCCACCUCGGCCCUGCAGCCAGAGGAUGUCCAGAGCGACCUACAGUCCACCGAUGCCCCUCCAAGUAUUUCUGUGCCCUUCGACCAUGAUGGGAGUGAGAAAAUGAGUUCUGAGCUGGCACUGGUCAAGAGCGAAAAGAGCGAGUCAUCCUCCUCCCUGAAAGAGCUCGCUAUGGGGCAAAAGAAUGUGCCCCCUCCCCCUCCACCUCCUACCUACAGGACAGUGGUAUCUUCUCCAGGACCCAUUUCAGGCAGUGGAGUAUCCGGUGGCAGUGGUUCUUCAUCUCCUGCUCGUCCAGCAACACCAUCAGGCAUAACCUGUAACACUCCUCCCCCUCCACCACCUCGCCCACCAUCACGGCCUAAACUGCCUCCUGGAAAGCCUGGAGUAAGUGAUAUGUCCAGGUCUUUUAGCCCACCAAUCCAUUCCUCUAGCCCUCCACCAACAGCACCAUUAGCUCGAGCGGAAAGCACUUCCUCCAUAUCUUCAACUAAUUCGCUGAGCGCCGCCACCACGCCUACCGUCGAGAAUGAUCAACCCUCCUUGGUAUGGUUUGAUAGAGGAAAGUUUUAUUUGACUUUUGAUGGUGCUUCCCGGGGCCCCAGUCCCCUGACCAUGGGUGCACAGGAUACACUUCCAGUUGCUGCAGCCUUUACAGAAACUGUCAAUGCGUAUUUCAAAGGAGCGGAUCCAAGCAAGUGUAUUGUGAAGAUAACAGGAGAAAUGGUUCUGUCAUUUCCAGCUGGUAUCACAAGGCAUUUUGCCAAUAACCAGUGCCCCGCAGUUCUCACUUUCUGCAUAACAAACUGCAGCAGAUUGGAGCAUAUCUUGCCGAAUCCCCAGCUUCUCUGCAGCAACACUUCUCAACCUGAUGCCAAAACAAAAGAAUUCUGGGUAAACAUGCCGAAUCUUAUGACUCAUUUAAAAAAGGUAGCUGAGCAAAAACCACAGGCUACUUAUUACAACGUGGAUAUGUUAAAGUAUCAGGUGUCUUCCCAAGGCCUUCAGUCCACACCGUUGAAUCUAGCAGUUAGCUGGCGCUGUGAACCUACUUGCACCGAUCUUCGAAUAGAUUAUAAGUAUAACGCCGAGGCAAUGAUCAUGCCUGUAGCUCUCAACAAUGUCCAGUUCCUCAUUCCUGUGGAUGGGGGAGUUGCCAAAGUUCAGGCAGUGCUUCCGCCUGCCACCUGGAAUACCGAACAACAUAGGAUACUCUGGAAGAUCCCAGAUUUAUCUCAAAAAUCUGAAAAUGGAGGUGUUGGAUCUCUCUUGGCCAGAUUUCAGCUGUCAGAAGGCCCAAGUAAACCUGCAACAUUGGCUGUCCAGUUCACCAGCGAAGGAAGCACACUCUCUGGUGCUGAUAUUGAAUUGGUUGGAGCAGGUUACAGGUUUUCACUUAUCAAAAAGAGAUUUGCAGCAGGGAAAUACAUGGCUGACAACUGAAGUCCGCACCUCUGUUUGAUGUUACUUACCGGAUGGUUUUUAAACACAACUAGGAGUCAUGAAGGACUGAACACGCAAAACAAACUUUUAUUUUCUAAUUUCAAACUGAAGUUCCAUGCGGCUAGAACAUUUCCAACAACAACUGGAAGUUGGAGUAACACCAGAAGACCUGAACAGUUCUGCAGUAUUAUUAUAUGAUUGAUGUAGCAUUGGUAACAUUUCGUAUUUUACAGUGUAACAAAUGUAUUUGUAAUUUGGUAACCACCUCCCCGUACACUCUUAACUCCAAAUGUCUGUAUUUCAGCUGCUAUAGACAUUUCAGAGUCAUCAUUAUUAACCUGUAGGUUAUGCCUCUUCAAACAUAUAGCAUUGUAUUUGAGUAGAACUGUCUAAGAAAAUAUACUGUAUUCUCUGAAUCUUUAGCCCCUGAACUUACCAGUAUUGAUGCCAGUUGUAUCAGCUUUUUUUUGAAAUUUUGAUUUUGGAAAUCUGUCCAUCUUGGUAUGUCUCAGAUAGUGGACAGAGAACAAUUUUGCAAACAAUGCUACGUUUUAGAGGAAUAAUGGUAAAGAGAGGGGACCUGUGCAAUAAUACUGUAUAGAUCUUUUGUUUCCCCAAACAGAGUCAGGCCAGCUAACCUUUCAGAGAGCAAAAUCCAAUAACACUGAAUUUUAUAUCAUAAAAAAAUGAAAAGGGGGUCAGUUAAGGUUGACUUUUCAUAUGGGACCGAGAAAAUGGGUUUUAAGAUCAUGUAUCUUUCAGCUGAAGAUUAGUUUAUUGUGCAAUUCCAGUGUUAACUUUCCAGUCUGGAAUGUUAUGUCAAGUUUCAUGUCAGUGCAAAAAGUUACAACAUUCAAACGUGAAUAAUAGUUCCAGCAGCUUCUUUUGAAAAUUGCUUUGGUGAUGUGGUUGCAAUUUUUACAAGAAAAAUACAAAAUGAUUUGAAUGUAAAAAAAAUGUUGUAAUGUGAAAAUAGUGGACAUAUUAUCCACCUUGGGUUUAUUUUUAGCCCUCACGUGCACCCAGAAGUGUUUUUCCAAUUAAUCAUGAAAUUAAUGUACAUUUACACAUUUGCCAAUAAUGCAUUGUUUUAAAGACCAAGUUCUGCCUCAAUACAAAGAAGGUGUGGACCACAUACAAUAGCUAUAAAUGUGUAAGUGAACAUUUUCUCCCCAUGCUCUUGACCGAGCCAAAGAAGAUUUGCAUAACUUAAAUUUAGUACAUGGUGGCACCUGAAUCUAAGAUGGAGUACUAUACAGUGUCUGAAUAUUUAUAAAGACAAUCAUUUCGCAUGUACUCCACUAAUAUAUCUUCAUCUUUGGUCGCUGAAUGACUCUGAAAGAAAUAUUAAUCAAACUGAAAUAUUUUGAAGAGCAGGGUCAGUACAAAGUUCACUGCCUAAAGGUGGUAAAAUGGUGAUAGUUUAAAUAAUUUUUGUGAGCUGGGAACUACAUUUUUGGUGGCAACUUCACCCUGCCAUUGGGGGCAGCAAGAUGCAACAAAGACCUGUUUUGCCCCAAGUCUCAGAUGGUAACCUCACUUCAGUUGGCAGCUUGAAUACAAGAGACAACAUCUCAGAGGCUAGCUAAUGUAUGGUCACUGGCACACAGAGCAGCAGCAGUGUUGCACUCUCCCUGAACAGGCCAGUAAACCAAUUGAGGUCUUGGUGACCUGUGAAGACUACCUGCAGCAGCACCAAAACACAGUCAGCAUUCCCAGCACUGGAAGCAGCUGCGUGCAUCUACAUAUUGGAUAUUCAGCCCACCUACUGAAGAUGGUAUAAGCUAAACGGUUCUGCUGCUAUACUUGAGGCUGAGAACGGGUUUUAAAGGAAACAUUUUAAUGUUCCCUCAGCAUUGAUAAGGAAACAUUACACACAUUGUGGGUAUAUUUUGGCUGUGAAAGAGAAAGUGGUUGUUCUUUGUAUUUUUUUUGCCCAUUGGAACACUAUUUUGCACAGUUGUGCACUGUGAAUGCACUGCUGAGCAUUCAAGAAAAAUAAUCAGACCUGACCAUUAAUGGCUGUCUUUUGAAUUAUUGACUUGAAUAGUUAUUUAGGCACAUCAAAGAUCUCCCUGGAUAAAGGAACUAGUUGCUAUAACAGUGCAGAUUAGAAGUUUGGAUUCUUGGUCUGCGUCAGUCAAUCUCAGCAGGACAAAAAUGGAAGUGCUAAAUUAAGCAGGGAAACAUUGGUUAGGGACCUCAUGCAUGUUUACUAUGCAGUGGUAUUUAUUGGAAAGAGCACAUCUACAGAUAUUGAUUGGAUCGGGAUCAUGCUUACUGAAUGGUUCUGGUUGUGACGAGAGGUCACUGACCUAAAUCAUUAAUUCUGUUUCUCUCCCUGCAGAGUAUUUCCACCAUUAAAUGCUUUUAUCUCAUGCUCACUGCCGUACCUCUCAUGGUUUAACAGCUUGUCAACAUUGAUUGUUUGGUCAUCCAUACUGAAGCACACACACUGAAUGGCUACCAGGGGUGUGAUACCUUUGGGCCUGUGGAAACAUAUUCACCUUCAGAAGAAAACUGAAACAAAAAUAAGAAUAGCUCCAUCGAUGUUGCGUGCUAUUUUGUAAAUACUGAUUUUUAAAAUAUAAAUAUAUAUACAAAUAUAUAUGUCAUUUCUUCAGUGGCUGUUUCCCCUGUUGGUCAUUGCACAUAAAUAUGAAUAUGCAAUCAUGUUUUAAUGUAUUAUGUAUUAAACAAAUGGUCUGGCCAUUUAUAAAUCAAAAAAAUCUAAAUUCUAUACAGUAUGGAAAUUGUACUGUAAUAAUUGUUUAAAAUGUUGAAUGUCACUUUUUUUGAAACUGAAAUAAAGUUUAAAAAAUUG